Messenger RNA from Closterium sp. NIES-65, 1749 nucleotides. The record is from the annotation of a GenBank genome assembly. Lineage: Eukaryota; Viridiplantae; Streptophyta; Zygnematophyceae; Desmidiales; Closteriaceae.
AUGGCACUGCGACCUUCCACUGCUCCGCAGCGCGUCCCUUUGCCGUCUCCUCUUGAGUCCUCUCUUCUUGCUCUUGCUGACCCGGAGUCUGACUCUCUUCGUGCUGCCAGUCCUACUGUCACGCGUCUCCUAGCUACUGUUGUCACUGACCCUUCCUUUGAGUCCACUGCUGCGUCUGCCUUGGUUGCUGAGCUGGUCGACUUCGCUGCUCGUUGUCGUCUAGACAAUGCUGCGAGUCUUGUUGCUGAGUCUGCGUCUGUCUGUCCUCCGUCCGUCAGGGGUGAGUGUGCUCUUGGCACGGACGUUCUUGAGGACAGACAGGAGGAGUUCCACUGUUUUGCUACUGCUUUGCCUCAUCUAGUGUCCACGCUGAUUGCCCCUGAGGGAGACACGGAUGCACCAGACAUCCCUACUCCUCGAUCGGUGAAGCGGCCGCCGGGUUCUCCGCCUGUCUUCAAGGCGCGUUACUUGGCUCGAGGCUUCAGUCAGCGGCAGGGAGUUGACUACUUUCAUACCUUCUCUCCCACCCCGAAGAUGACCACUCUUCGGGUGCUGUUGCACAUAGUCGCUCAGCGCGACUACGAGCUUCACUCUCUUGACUUCAGCACAGCAUUCUUGCAGGGCAGCCUGCACGAGGAGAUCUGGCUGCGCCGCCCACCUGGCUUCACUGGGUCGUUUCCUCCUGGUACCCAGUGGAGCCUCCGGCGGCCAGUUUACGGUCUCUGCCAGGCGCCCCGUGAGUGGCACGACACACUGAGGACUACACUUGCGGCUCUUGGGUUUGCUCCUUCUACCGCCGACCCGUCGCUGUUUCUGCGCACUGACACCUCUCUGCCGCCGUUCUACAUCCUCGUGUACGUCGACGACUUGGUCUUUGCCACUGGUGACACUGCUGGACUCGCCCACGUGAAGUCUGAGCUGCAGAAGAGACACACGUGCACAGACCUGGGUGAACUGCGCAGCUACCUUGGCUUGCAGAUCAUCCAGGACAGAGCACAGCGCACCAUUACCUUAACUCAGUCACACAUGGUGCAGCAGGUCCUUCAGCGCUUUGACUUCACGUACUUCUCGCUCUCAGCUCUGCCUUCGGAUGAGUCCGUAGAGCCGAGUGGCCCGUACCCAGAGCUUGUUGGCUGCCUCAUGUACCCGAUGACCUGCACACGACCUGACCUUGCAUAUCCUCUUAGCAUCUUGGCACGCUAUGUUGCUCCUGGGAGACACCGACCAGAGCACAUGGCUGCAGCGAAGAGGGUGUUGCGCUACUUGUGCAGUACGUUGGGCAUGGGGCUAGUGCUUGGAGGGCGGCGUUCAGUGGUCCUCACAGGUCACGCAGACGCUUCUUGGGCUUACGACCAGGCUACGCAGCGGUCGUCACAGGGUUACACCUUCAGCCUUGGUUCCGGCUCUGUUUCGUGGCGGUCUACCCGCUCGUCUUCUGUUCUCGGAACCAGCUGUGAGGCUGAGAUCUACGCAGGGGCCAUGGCUGCACAGGAGCUACGCUGUCUCACCUACCUGCUGACUCACCUAGGAGAGCCGCCUCGUUCUCCUCCUGUUCUGUACGUAGACAACAAGGCCAUGUUGGCCUUGUGUCGGGAGCACAGACUGGAGCACAGAACGAAGCACAUUGCUCUUCGUUACUUCCUUGCUCGUGAGCUACAGCAGCGUGGUCAGCUGAGCCUUGCUUAUGUGGCCUCUGAGGCCAACACUACUGAUAUCUUUACCAAGGCACUUCCGCCUUGUGAUCAUUAG